AUUAUUGAGUACACCGGCUGCGAGCGCAUAUGGUAAUGCAUAGAAUACUGAAGAACUAAUAUUCGAAAAUAAAAAAAAUAUACAAUUGUGCUUGUAAAUGUGACGGACGAGCGUUGCAUGCAUAUGACUUUUCGACGCUGCUCAAUAUCAUCGAUUUUUCAAAUUUUUUCCCGAGCUACACACAACCUGGAGCGCAGUACACGGCAUUACGGAAACGCACAUUGACGAAGGCGCACGCGGAAUUGUGUUUGCAGAAAAAAAAUUUCGAAGUGAAAAGUUAAAAAUUCACAGAGUUAGCUUCCCACUGCUGACCCAAGUGCUACUGGUGGAGCAGUCUACAAAUAAGAAUAAAAUAAAUAAUAAUAAAAAAAAACAGAAAUAACAGUUUACUCGCCCUUCAAAAAUGGCAUUGGAUAAUAUAACGGCGUUCCAGUUUUUCGGCAGUGUCGCCCUCGGGCUUGUGGGCUUCAAAAUUGUCAGCAAAUUGCUACCAUGGGCUUAUGUAAAUAUCAUUGGACCCGCACUAUUGGGACCAAAGUUGAAUAUACGUCGCAUGGGCGGUUGGGCGGUGAUCACUGGUUGUACUGAUGGUAUUGGAAAAGCUUAUGCGAAAGCGCUCGCGAAGCAAGGAUUCAGCUUAGUGUUGAUCAGCCGUACAUUGAGCAAAUUGGAAGAACUAGCGAAGGAAAUCGAAAAUGAGUAUAAAGUAGAAACCAAAAUCAUCGAUGUUGAUUUCCAAAGUGGCGUUGAAAUUUACGAUAAGAUCAAGGCGCGUAUUGAAGGUCUCGACAUUGGCGUGCUCGUGAAUAAUGUCGGUAUUUCUUACCCACACCCAGAGUACUUCCUCGAUUGUUACCAACAAAAUCCGAAAUUCUUGCUCGAUAUCGUUGCGGUGAAUAUACACUCUGUGACGCAUAUGUGCGCCUUGGUUUUGCCCGUGAUGUUGAAUAGAAAGAAAGGCGUAAUCAUUAAUUUAUCGUCGGGAGCCGGAAGUAUACCAAGCGCACUGUUAACCGCAUACAGUGCAACUAAGGCUUUCGUCAUUAAGUUUAGCGAGGAUUUGCAAACGGAAUAUCGCGCUAGUGGUAUCACAGUACAAUGCCUCAAACCGGGCUUUGUUGCAACCAAAAUGAGCAAGAUUAAGAAGGCGAGCUUUAUGAUCCCAACCCCCGACACCUAUGUGGCAUCAGCGCUUCGUAUUUUAGGUUAUACUACGACAACGGCCGCUUAUUUACCGCAUGAAUUCAUACAGAUAGCCUGUGCAGUCAUGAGAUACGCAACGUGUGAACCCUUCGUAUCCAAUUUAUUUUUCAAACACUUAUUGAGUUUGCGCAAGCGAGCUUUAAGUCGUGCGAGCCAAAAGAAAUAGGAAAAGAUAAUGCUUUUUUUAUAAAACUAAUAUAAUUGUUUGCUUUUAAUGUAACCUCUAAAUUCAAUGUGUCAUUUAUCUUAGGAACAAUUAAAUUAAUUUUUUUCCAAUGACGAUAAAUAAAAAUUGCACAAAAUUAUGAAAAUGA
Molecule: messenger RNA, 1517 nt
Organism: Zeugodacus cucurbitae (melon fly)
Lineage: Eukaryota; Metazoa; Arthropoda; Insecta; Diptera; Tephritidae
Gene: spidey
Product: very-long-chain 3-oxoacyl-CoA reductase
Exons: 5
Coding region: 404-1369 (321 amino acids)
Cellular component (GO): endoplasmic reticulum
Molecular function (GO): oxidoreductase activity
Source: RefSeq, a predicted model, not a curated record